AUGCCAUGGGAUAGGUCCCAACUUUGGGUGGGAUACAUCUCCGAAAAUGGAGACGUGUACAAACGUGUAUGUGUAGCGGGGGGUGAUCCAACCAUAAUAGAAUCUCCAACUGAACCAAAGUGGUCAUCUGAAGGAGAAUUAUUCUUUGUCACUGAUAGGAAUCUUGGAUUUUGGAAUCUUCACAAAUGGGUUGAAUCUGAUAACACAGUGUUACCUUUAUAUUCAUUAGAUGCUGAAUUCACAAGACCAUCAUGGGUUUUUGGAAUAAAUUCUUAUGAGAUAAUUAACGACCAAAAAAACUUAAUUGCAUGCAGUUACAAGCAGAAAGGAAAGUCAUAUCUUGGAGUUUUGGACAAAAAUAAGAACACAUUAUCCGUUAUUCAAACUCCUUUCACAGAUCUAACAAAUAUUACUUGUGGUGUACACUGCCUAUAUGUUGAGGGGGCAUCCGCUGUUCAUCCAUUGUCGAUAGCUAAGGUUGAAUUUUAUUAUUUUAAUUAA
Lactuca virosa is the source of this 501-nucleotide messenger RNA. The record is from the annotation of a GenBank genome assembly. NCBI's taxonomy places the organism in Eukaryota, Viridiplantae, Streptophyta, Magnoliopsida, Asterales, Asteraceae.